AUGUAUAGCAUCAGGUCACUGAAGCUGCAGUCACGCGGCGUAACCCACAUCCUGUUCGGCUUUGAGGCGCUAAGCCUUCGGAUCACAAUAGAUGCACCUCGCCCGGCUUGGGUCGACGCGCUGUACGAGAACAUGCAUGCUAUUCAAAAGGCAUAUGAAACCGAGAUGCAACGCGAGUUUCGACCUAUAAAGGCGUCUUACAACGAUCUCAAACGCAAAUGCGGAAAGCCAGCGUCGAAAGCACGCGUUUUAUCCAAAUCCUUUUCGUCAAUGGAUGGAGAAAGGCCAUGGGAUGACGAGGUAUGGGCCUUGUAUCGCGGAUGUGCGGCUGUCGAAGAUGCCGCUAGCACUGAGCGAGAGAGCGAGCGCACGAGGAGCAUUCCGUCCUGCCUCCAAAAGCGACUCUCCGACCGGCAGAAGCUCACGAAUCAGCACGCCGACGCGCGACAGGACGAAGGGGUAAAGUCUCGUAGAGCUAUGCGUCGUACUUGUGUUGAAGCGGGCGGCGGAGACUUGUUACGCACGGCGGUGAAGAAGCGAACGCCCGUGGUCCCUGGAAGAGAGCCAUCGGGGGUGAAUACGCGAGACCUCCUCAAAUGUAGAAACACGACGCCAGAUGAAAGAUAUCAUUCCGUUACUUUUAUCACUCGGGCGCAGAUUGAACGGGAGCCCGAGCAGGAGCGGCGCCAGCUCGUCGAUCAUGCGCAAUAUUUCCGUUCCAGAGAUCUACACGAGCGCGACCGCAUUCAAGACGGCGGUCGCAACAGGCCGCAACAAAAAGCAAAAGGAUCGGGACAGAGGGAGAAUGGUUGCUCUCUCUGCAUUCGAGAGGAUAUCUGCUUGGUCGCUGUGAUUGUGAUUGUGGAUGAAGACGCCGGCGACGACGCGACUGCUUCUUCUUGGCCUCAAGUCAACAAUGCAUUGUUGACUUGA
Messenger RNA from Heterobasidion irregulare TC 32-1, 933 nucleotides. RefSeq lists its product as uncharacterized. The transcript is spliced from 6 exons. The record is from RefSeq and is a predicted model, not a curated record. NCBI's taxonomy places the organism in Eukaryota, Fungi, Basidiomycota, Agaricomycetes, Russulales, Bondarzewiaceae. The coding region runs from base 1 to 933 and encodes 310 amino acids.